Messenger RNA from Arabidopsis arenosa, 1833 nucleotides. Lineage: Eukaryota; Viridiplantae; Streptophyta; Magnoliopsida; Brassicales; Brassicaceae. The record is from the annotation of a GenBank genome assembly.
AGUUAUUCUCUUCGCGUCCUGAAUCUGUACAUCGAAAAUGUCAGUGCGAGUUCUGAAUCCUAAUGCGGAGGUUCUCAACAAAUCUGCGGCGCUUCAUAUGACCAUCAACGCCGCCAAGGGUUUGCAAGAUGUACUCAAGUCGAAUCUCGGUCCUAAAGGAACAAUCAAGAUGCUUGUUGGUGGUUCUGGGGAUAUUAAGCUUACCAAAGAUGGGAACACGCUAUUGAAGGAAAUGCAAAUUCAGAAUCCAACAGCCAUUAUGAUUGCGAGGACAGCUGUGGCACAGGAUGACAUAAGUGGUGAUGGUACUACUUCCACUGUCAUCUUCAUUGGUGAGCUUAUGAAACAGUCUGAACGCUGCAUCGAUGAAGGUAUGCAUCCACGUGUCCUAGUUGAUGGUUUUGAGAUUGCUAAGAGAGCUACUCUUCAAUUUCUUGACAACUUCAAGACCCCUGUGGUUAUGGGUGAUGAAGUUGAUAAAGAGAUCCUAAAAAUGGUUGCAAGAACGACACUAAGAACAAAAUUGUACGAAGGCUUAGCUGAUCAACUGACUGACAUUGUCGUUAAUUCGGUUCUCUGCAUCCGAAAGCCUGAGGAAGCUAUUGAUCUGUUUAUGGUGGAAAUAAUGCACAUGCGUCACAAAUUCGAUGUUGACACACGAUUGGUUGAGGGGCUUGUUCUGGAUCAUGGUUCGAGACACCCUGACAUGAAACGACGCGCAGAAAAUUGCCACAUCCUAACUUGCAAUGUGUCACUGGAGUAUGAGAAGAGUGAAAUCAAUGCAGGAUUUUUCUACUCUAAUGCGGAGCAGAGGGAAGCAAUGGUUACCGCAGAGAGGCGAUCUGUUGAUGAAAGAGUUAAGAAAAUAAUUGAGCUGAAGAAAAAGGUGUGUGGUGCUAAUGACAACUUUGUUGUCAUAAAUCAGAAGGGUAUUGACCCACCAUCAUUGGAUCUUCUUGCUAGAGAAGGGAUUAUUGGUCUUAGAAGAGCAAAGAGGAGGAAUAUGGAACGUUUAGUUUUGGCCUGUGGUGGAGAAGCUGUGAAUUCUGUUGACGACUUGACCCCUGAGUCUCUUGGAUGGGCUGGACUUGUCUAUGAGCACGUUCUUGGGGAGGAAAAGUACACCUUUGUGGAGCAAGUGAAGAAUCCUAAUUCAUGUACCAUCCUCAUAAAAGGGCCUAAUGAUCACACCAUUGCUCAAAUUAAGGACGCUGUUCGUGAUGGUCUAAGAUCGGUCAAGAACACCAUAGAAGACGAGUGUGUUGUGUUAGGAGCAGGAGCUUUUGAAGUUGCAGCAAGGCAACACUUAAUUAAUGAAGUCAAGAAAACCGUUCAAGGGCGUGCCCAACUUGGCGUUGAAGCUUUUGCUAAUGCUCUUCUCGUGGUGCCUAAGACACUUGCAGAAAAUGCAGGUCUUGAUACCCAAGAUGUGAUCAUUUCUCUUACGAGCGAGCAUGACAAAGGGAACGUUGUGGGGCUGGACCUUCAGGACGGUGAACCAAUUGACCCGCAACUUGCUGGUAUUUUUGAUAAUUACUCAGUGAAACGCCAACUUAUCAAUUCAGGGCCCGUGAUUGCGUCACAAUUGCUUUUGGUGGACGAAGUGAUUCGUGCAGGAAGAAAUAUGAGGAAGCCUACUGCUUGAAGUCCUUUGCUUUUAACUCUCUUUCUUCUUUCUAAGCACCUCAAAUUUUUGUUUCUUGGUGUAAAUUCUGAAUGUUGUGAAACUUUUGUUUUUUUUCCUGACGAUGAGAAACAUAUUUGAAUCUGAUCUCUAGAUUUAGUGGGUUUUUGCAAACUGAGGAAAAAUAGAAAUACAAAAAUCUAUUACUA